UGAAUCUUGAGUCAUUAAUUAUGUUUGUCUGUUAAAUUCUUAUGUACAGUUUUGGAUCAACAUAAUCUCACUAGUGCAGAUAACUUAAGAGUUAAGAUGCAAUGAUUAUAUGAGAUUGCUGAUGGUUUCAUAACUUGUUAAUAUUUGGGAAUCCUUGUCGGAAGGAGGAGGGAACAUGAUCCUAGAGAUGAUAGGAUUUUUGAAUUGUUACAGUUAAGAGCAAAUGGGGAAUCUUUUCUGUUGUGUGGUAGUUGAACAAUCAACGGUGGUUAUAAAAGAAAGAUUUGGAAAGUUUGAAGAAGUUCUCGAGCCAGGGUGCCAUUGCAUACCAUGGGUCACCGGAGACCGGCUUGCCGGUCAUCUCUCUCUCCGCCUGCAGCAGUUGGAUGUUCGCUGUGAGACUAAGACAAAGGAUAAUGUAUUUGUCAAUGUUGUUGCUUCUAUUCAAUAUCGAGCCCUGGUAGACAAAGCCAGUGAUGCUUUUUACAAACUUAGCAAUACCAAGAGCCAAAUUCAAGCCUAUGUUUUUGAUGUGAUUAGGGCGAGUGUUCCAAAACUCAACUUAGAUGAUACUUUUGAGCAGAAAAAUGAUAUUGCCAGAGCUGUGGAACAAGGACUUGAGAAGGCUAUGUCAGCAUAUGGAUAUGAAAUUGUUCAAACAUUGAUUGUUGACAUAGAGCCAGAUGAGCAUGUGAAGAGAGCAAUGAAUGAAAUCAAUGCUGCUGCAAGAUUGAGGGUGGCCGCGACUGAGAAAGCCGAGGCAGAGAAGAUCUUGCAAAUUAAGCGAGCCGAGGGCGAGGCAGAGUCUAAAUACCUCUCCGGGCUGGGUAUUGCUCGCCAACGCCAAGCCAUUGUAGAUGGUUUGAGAGACAGUGUUCUUGGAUUCUCAGUUAAUGUACCGGGGACAACUGCGAAAGAUGUCAUGGAUAUGGUCCUUGUCACGCAAUAUUUUGAUACUAUGAAAGAAAUUGGUGCUGCCUCCAAGUCCUCUGCUGUGUUCAUUCCACACGGACCUGGCGCGGUUCGUGAUGUAGCUACGCAGAUUCGCGAUGGACUUCUUCAGGCUUCUCAUCAUCAGACACAUGAGUAGUUUGCAUGGGAAUAUGGUGAUGCAAUAUAUAUAUACCUAUGAUUUUCUUUUAUAUGCAGCGUGUAAUGUGAUAUAGUUUCAUACUCAGUAACAAGGUUCUGAUUGGUGUUCAACCAGAAUGUAAAUAAAUAUAUAUAAAAUGAUAAUAUAAGGAAUGAUGCACCAUCUAGUAUCCAUAAAAUUAGCCUAAUUGUUGAAUUUAGUAGUAUGCUACUUCAAAAUC
This is a messenger RNA of Arachis duranensis, 1313 nucleotides long. RefSeq names its product hypersensitive-induced reaction 1 protein. Lineage: Eukaryota; Viridiplantae; Streptophyta; Magnoliopsida; Fabales; Fabaceae. The record is from RefSeq and is a predicted model, not a curated record.